Gossypium arboreum is the source of this 1113-nucleotide messenger RNA. Its product is annotated as endonuclease 2. Bases 168 to 1034 code for a protein of 288 amino acids. Gene Ontology annotation, molecular function: endonuclease activity; nucleic acid binding. Lineage: Eukaryota; Viridiplantae; Streptophyta; Magnoliopsida; Malvales; Malvaceae. The transcript has 9 exons. The record is from RefSeq and is a predicted model, not a curated record. Gene Ontology annotation, biological process: DNA catabolic process.
UAACACAAGACAUUAAAACAGAAAAGAUCUUGAUUGAUGCAUAGCACCAUAGAAAAAGUUGGGUUUUUUCAUACGUUUCACACCAAAUCCGUUCCCUUUUAUAGGCCAGCUAUAGCUAGUUAUAAAGGCACAGUGUUGAGAGUUGAGAGUUGUGCAAGAGAGUGAAAAUGGGUGAGUGUAGAAUGCAGAAGAUGUUAGCUUUCUUGUCCCUUAUGCUUGUUACGCUUCCACCAAUAUAUGGUUGGGGAACUGAUGGCCAUUCCAUCAUUUGUAAAAUUGCUCAGACUCGGUUGACCGAAGAAGCAGCAGAUGCCGUAAAGCAAUUGUUGCCAAAAUGGGCGGAAGAUGAUCUAGGGAGUGUGUGUUCAUGGGCGGAUGAGGUGAAGUUCCGUUACCGAUGGUCAUCACCUCUUCAUUUCAUUAAUACCCCUGAGACUUGCUCUUACCAGUACAAAAGGGAUUGCAAAGAUGAAGAUGGAGAAGCAGGUAGGUGUGUAGCCGGGGCAAUUAACAAUUACACUUCUCAACUUCUCACCUACAAUUCUGCCGCAGAUAAAGCUGAAUAUAACCUUACGGAAUCACUUCUUUUCCUUGUUCAUUUUAUGGGAGACAUCCAUCAGCCUUUGCACGUAGGGUUUGCAUCAGACAAAGGAGGCAACACAAUCGUUGUCCAUUGGUAUAAAACAAAGCAAGUUCUUCACCAUGUUUGGGACACCAAUAUAAUUGAGACAGCUGAAGAGAGAUUUUAUAAUUCAAAUGUAGAUGACAUGGUUGAUGCAAUUCAACAAAACAUUACGAAUGAAUGGGCAGAUCAAGUUAAAAGAUGGGAGACCUGUAGUUUAAAUAAGACAGCAUGCCCUGAUAUAUAUGCAUCUGAAGGUAUCAAAGCAGCCUGUGAUUGGGCAUAUAAAGGUGUGAAAGAAGAGUCCGUACUUGAAGAUGAUUAUUUUGUGUCGCGAUUACCAAUUAUUUACUGGAGGUUAGCACAAGGUGGUGUUCGAUUGGCAGCAACUCUAAAUCGUAUUUUUGGAUGAAAAAUUUGCCCAUAACCCAUCCUAUUUUAUUGAGAUUUGAGAUGAAUUUUAAUAAAAAUUUGGAGUCAUUUCAUUUCCA